Molecule: messenger RNA, 1442 nt
Organism: Musa acuminata AAA Group (dessert banana)
Lineage: Eukaryota; Viridiplantae; Streptophyta; Magnoliopsida; Zingiberales; Musaceae
Product: MADS-box protein SOC1
Exons: 4
Coding region: 16-585 (189 amino acids)
Biological process (GO): positive regulation of transcription by RNA polymerase II
Cellular component (GO): nucleus
Molecular function (GO): RNA polymerase II cis-regulatory region sequence-specific DNA binding; protein dimerization activity; DNA-binding transcription factor activity, RNA polymerase II-specific
Source: RefSeq, a predicted model, not a curated record
GUGAGUCGGCAAACGAUGGAGCAGAAGGGAAGAAAAAGGAGACCAAUAGAUAGAGAAGCCGCCGGCGCGGGGGGAGGAGGAGCCCCGCCGGUGGUUUUUGGUGAGGGGGGGGUGUUGAGGGAGGGGAAGAGAAGGAGGGAUCGUACGGACGCGUACCUGCUGGCCGCCGGAGCAUUUUCUCCCAUCGCUGUCGUACGAGGCGCGGCAGUGGACCCCACCGUCUACAGGUGGCCAAAGACGUGCCUCCACCGCAGCGCAAACUGGGGCGGUUUCCAUCUUUCUUUUAGGAAGGGACGAACCGGACAAGGAAGGUGGAGGAUGGUGAGGAGGAAGACGCAGCUGAGGCGGCUAGAGAACGCGACGAGCCGGCAGGUGACCUUCUCCAAGCGCCGCAACGGGCUACUGAAGAAGGCCUUCGAGCUCUCGGUGCUCUGCGACGCCGAGAUCGCCCUCAUCAUCUUCUCCGCCCGCGGCAAGCUCUACGAGUUCGCCACCUCCAGUAUGCAAGAAAUACUUGACCGUUACAGAGGACAAGCAAAAGAAAGGACCAGCGGCAGUGUCAUAGAACAUGAUAAGCAGGUAUGAAGCUGCAAAUAUGGUCAAGAAGAUGGAGCAUCUUGAAUCCUCUAUAUGGUCAGUUUCAACCUUCUACUCAUUCUCUAUUUUUUUGUGUUAGUAUAGUAACUUAAAACGCUUAAAUUUUGCUGACUUUGGGGUUCUAAAUCCAAAAAUAUGAUGAAGGAAAAUAUUAGGUGAAAAAUUAGAAUCAUGUUCUCUUGAAGAACUGCAUGAAUUGGAGGGCAAGUCACCGGGCAAUUUACUGUCUACUUCUAAUUGAAGACAUUGAUAAGCUAAAGUAGAUGUGUUGUUUUCAGUACCAAUUAGUAGAAGAGCAGCUUGCACAGCAUCAAGAGAAGGUAGAACAUCUCUCCAAACCCUGCCAAAUAACAUUUAUGUUAUCCUAUGCAAGUAUAAUACAAAUCUUUAACGUGAAAAGGUACAUCAAAUCAAUCGAUGUAAAAGUGAUUCCAUCUUAUCCAUCGUUAAGUAAAUUAAGCAUUUCCAUGGUUUGACCUGAGAUGAUCAUUUUUGAUGUUUGAAUUGCAUGCAAGCUACAAUAUAAGCUACCAUUUGCUGCUACCAAGGAAGUUGGCAUACCCGGUCAACAUACUGAUGUCGAGACAGAGCUUUGCAUUGGAUGCCCCGGAAGAUGAAGGAGAAACAGUGUGAUUCCAAUUUGAUUGUGCACGUAUAUAAUGCAUCUAUAUGUUUGAUGCUGCAGAAUAAGUGGUCUUACAGUUCUCUAAGAGAGACAUAGGUGUAGACAUAUGCCUUAGCUCAAGUUGGAAUCAGUUCAAAUAACACAAAAGGAUGAGAAUUAUGUUGACUAAGAUUUUUGUUGGACAGGUUUAAAUCAGUCUUGCCUUUGUCUUUGGUUUUAA